AUGCGGCGUCCGUCCAGCGUCGGUCCCAUUCGGGAGGUUCCGUCCCCAGUGUCUGCCCGUGGAAGUCUCCCUCCCCGCGUGUUGUUUCUUACCGUAGCCCCUUAUGCAGACCCCCUCACGGCUGCAGCCAUUCCCCGGGCUUCCCCCUUCCAGCACUUGGCCCAUGGAAAGGCCUGGCAGGACAUUGGGGGACGCCCCGGACCCCCGCAUCACCCCACCCAGCAGAUCCACUGGGCCUUGGGGCGCGCAGCACUGCCCCCAGGGGCCCUAACAGUGGGCCUCAGCCCCGUGGUGCAGGCGCGGGCCCGGGUCUGCUCUCCCGUUGGGGCUGGGGGAGGAGGGGGGCAGGGCUGGCUGUGGGCCCAGGGCUCUCAUCUCUCCCCCGAGGCUCCCUCCCGGGCCUGGGCUAACUGGGAGUCGGGCCCUCAAGGGCAUCCCCUGCCCCAUGGGCAUCCACCCCAGCAGCCGCUCGGGGGCCGCCAGCCUCUGCCUGCCCCUGACUGGGCUGUCUCGCAGGCGAAGCUGGCCAAGAACUACGGCGUGACCCGGAUGGACCCGUACUGCCGCAUCCGGCUGGGCUACGCGGUGUACGAGACGGCGACCGCCCACAACGGCGCCAAGAACCCGCGGUGGAACAAGGUGAUUCAGUGCACGGUCCCCCCCAGCGUGGACUCUUUCUACCUGGAGAUCUUCGAUGAGCGCGCCUUCUCCAUGGAUGACCGCAUCGCAUGGACCCACAUCACCAUUCCCGAGUCCCUCAAACAGGGGAAAGUGGAGGACGAGUGGUACAGCUUGAGUGGAAGGCAGGGCGACGACAAAGAAGGGAUGAUUAACUUGGUCAUGUCCUACACGUCUCUGCCGACCGCCAUGAUGAUGCAGCCUCAGCCUGUGGUCCUGAUGCCCACGGUGUACCAGCAGGGGGUGGGCUACGUGCCCAUUACAGGGAUGCCCGCGGUCUGCGGCCCGGGGGUGAUGCCCUUGGCGGUGGCCCCCCCAGUGCUCAGCCCCCAGCCCCCGUGCAGUGAAGAAGAUCUGAAAGCCAUCCAGGACAUGUUCCCCAACAUGGACAGAGAAGUGAUCCGCUCGGUGCUGGAAGCCCAGAGGGGAAACCGCGAGGCCGCUAUCAACUCCCUGCUUCAGAUUGGGGAGGAGUCAUAGGGCCUUCCCUGGGGGCCACGGCCCCUCACUGCCCCCGCUCCUCCACCCGCCCCGUCCCCGGGCCCUCGUGUCCCCAGCUGCAGGCUCUCUUCGGUCACUUUGCAGAUGCAUGUGGGUCUUUCCAGUUAAUUGCCGUCUGUGCUGUUCUGUAGAGGUGGGAGAAGCGUCCUCUGUAUUUAUUCCCUCCCUGUGCCCUUCCCGGGGGCCACGGGGUCAGCGCCCUCCACCUCUGGCCCGGGGCGCUCCGUUACCCCCUGCCCUGGGCCGGAGAGGGGAAGCCCGCCCCGCCCCCAUCCCCGCCCCUUCCCGGGCUCUGCCCCUGGCAUGGCAGUGCCCGGCUCUGGCUCCCGAGGGUCCUCGCCUGUCACAAGGCCCGCCCCCCAGCCCGGAAGCAUGCCGCUUUGGGGAUCCGCCUCGGCCGGCGGAGAGCCCCCUUCCCGCUCCUACCGUCUCCUGCUGCUUUACUACUGAGGGGGCCGGAGCCCCCCGCCCUCAGCCAUGCCCAGGUCGGCCCCUUCCCUGUGGACAGGGCAGCCGCCCCUUCUGUGGGAGGGCGCGUCUGGGGGCACCCAGAAGUUGCGCACUUUAUGGCGGCCCGGCCUCUGUGCCGGGCCUCGGGGGAGAGGGGGAGUGGCUGGCCUCAGGCCUGGGAGGCCCUGGCUGCUCCCUGUCCCCCUCCGAGAACACCCCGUUCCCUGCUCAACGGGCUGUUGACUAUCAGAUCUGUUGCGUCUGGCGCGCGCUGGCGAUGGCGCAGCGGCGUCGGUCUCAGGACAGGACCAAAUGCUUUUGUGGAGCUUUUUUUUCAUAGCAGGGAAGGCAGUAGCCCCCCUCCCCUCCAGCCCCUCGUAAAAAGCGCUGAGAUUUCCUUUGAGGGCCAGAGCCUGGCCCCGAGUCACCACCUGGAGGACAGCCUGAAGAACAGGCGGCUGUGCCCUUGUCUGAGGCGGGGGCUGCCCUCCCUGCAGGGGCUGGGCCCGGGCACUCCCCUACAUGGGGCUCCCUGGGCCUGGGGUCGGUAGCAGCUUGGGAGGCAGAGACUGCGCCAUGAUGGGGCCCAGGAAGGACUUGGAGAAGGGUGAUGGGCUCUGCUCGCCGGGGCCUCCCGGGGCCCUUCCUGCCUCUGUGGGGAUGACCGGGGUCCUCAAGCGCUGCUUCGUGGCUGGGGUUCGGUGUCUGCAGUUUUUCUCUCAUUGUCACAUACGUUUUGGUCUAAUUUAAUAAAUGAUCAUCUACACGAAUACGAA
This is a messenger RNA of Sarcophilus harrisii (Tasmanian devil), 2405 nucleotides long. It is a transcript of the gene TOLLIP, whose product is annotated as toll interacting protein. The coding region runs from base 1 to 1158 and encodes 385 amino acids. Gene Ontology annotation, biological process: ubiquitin-dependent protein catabolic process. Gene Ontology annotation, cellular component: cytoplasm. The record is from RefSeq and is a predicted model, not a curated record. Gene Ontology annotation, molecular function: ubiquitin conjugating enzyme binding; ubiquitin binding. NCBI's taxonomy places the organism in Eukaryota, Metazoa, Chordata, Mammalia, Dasyuromorphia, Dasyuridae. The transcript is spliced from 6 exons.